Porites evermanni is the source of this 6152-nucleotide messenger RNA. The record is from the annotation of a GenBank genome assembly. Lineage: Eukaryota; Metazoa; Cnidaria; Anthozoa; Scleractinia; Poritidae.
GGUACCCCAAGAGCGUUCGGAGUCAAGGGAAAGGAAGCUGCCUAUCAAAAAGGAUUUGUCCUAGAUGCAGAAGAGAAUAGAGAGGUGGAAUUCAAAUCUUUUACAAGUGCACCCUAUUCAACGCUACCUUGGAAAAUCAUGGAGAAGGCAAAAAAGUUCAUUUGCGCCUGCUUGAAUGCUGACAGUAAGGGGAUCAUCUAUUUUGGCGUUGGAGAUUCACAAGAACAAUGUUCAAAGUUUAAACGAGGAGAAAUUCUUGGACUCGAUGUUGAAGGUGAUGCAACUGAUGAUAUCAUGAAAGCUUUUCAAUUUGUUCUUGACGAUCACAUAAAGAGCGAUGAUGGCCCACUUCAGAAGGGAGGCGAGCAAAAUUGUGUCAAUAUAGAGUUUGUCCCAGUAGUAAUCCAAGAUAGUCGGACAGGCCUUUAUGUCAUCGAAAUUGAGGUGAGUCGAGACUGGAAGUUCUGCAAGAACAACGUUUAUUUUUGCAAAUCCUGGGUUGAGAAACGAGGAGUUGACAAAGAUGGAAAUGUAUCCGUGAAGAAGACCCUCAGUGAAAUCUACAAAGUAAAAGAUCAAUACGACGACGUUGUCAUUAGGACGAAUGGCGCUUCAACUAACGUGAAGCAACACGAAGUUAAUCGGCAAGUGAGGGAACCUCUUGCAGCAAAAUACAAGGAAUGGAAGAGGGUGACAAAACUGGGUGAGUGUCACAUCUUUAUAUUUUUGCUUCCGCAAAAUGAGACUAGCUUUGCUAUAAGAACCCUAAUUUGCACUGUCUUGUUAGUUCCGUUACUCACACAAUGGACUUUUCACUGCCAUAUGCCUCUUAUGUAUCUGUGCUUACGAACGUAAAUAGGGUAACGGAGCAAUACGAGAUAGAGGCAACCCUGCAGUCAUUAAUCGUCUUUUCGAAGAAGGAAGGAGUAGUAAUGCCCUAUGUCGUUGUAAACGAUGAUUUGAGCUUUGGUUGAGUAGUUGGAACACUUUGGACCAGAGUCGAUCCUUGAAAUCCGGCUUGUAAACAAUAUUGAGUGAGGGAGUUUGUUUUUACAUUUUAAAAUCAAUUUUAACAAUUUUUUCUUCUUUAGUUUGUACAGGAACAGAGGCGUCACUUGAAGGUAAGCAUACCUAGUGUUAUUAUUUACGAGAAGUUCUAUGACCUUUUUAUUUCCGCUUUGAUGCACAUAUUUUAUGUGGCGGCUUGACGUGUUCUGGCGAGCUGCGUGGAGAGAUCAUGGCUCAUCAGAACCACCGCGGGUGAAAGAGGGAGGAAAAGCAGGAAGACAGAAGCCCUUCCCAAUAUCGAAAGCGAAAUAAGACUGAAAUCAUCUUAAGACAAAAGUACAGCAGCAGUGUGAGAGCUGAUUACAUCAAACACACAAGUAAUUUUGCCAUUGCCGGAAUUCUGGACUCAGCUAUUUCCAGUUAAGAUCAGUUAAAAACCAAUACAAACGAUUCCGUUAAACUCUUAAAAAGAAUACUGUAAUGUAUAUCUAGCCGAAUUUUUCAAAACGAACCUUGCGCAAUUUGGGUUUUGCUAACAGCAAGCCUGUGGCCUAUGACCCGCAGCGGGGCCUUUCCUUAAAUUGCUUAUAAUUACCGUAAGUUCAUUUGAUUAGAAAGCGAAAAAGUGAUAGCCUGAUAAGCUGACAACCGAUGAAUCCCGCAGUUGACAUAUUUCUUUAUAUCGCUUUAUCUCAGAUCCCAUCCCAAAUGACUCGGACGUUAAAAAAUUCAGUGCUUUGGUAAAGAAGAGGCUUCGUGAUUUGAACUUUAAAGACUUUGGCUACGUUUUGAUUGCAAACAAGUUGCCUCCGCGGUACAGAGGGACGCCGAAGUUAGCUUUCCUUCAGAAUAUUCCUUGGCUUGCAGUAUUUGAUUUGUUUGACGCUACUUCUAAAAAGGAUGGUUUGUACUAUGCCUGCAACGAAACAACUGAUGCACCAAGAGCAAAACUCAGAAGCCUAGAUGAUUUUAAAGAAGCUCCAUCUGACUGGAUUUCGGGAAAACCGGACAAAGGUUUCGAUCUGUCGACAAGAGGAACGACCUGGAUCUUGGGAAAUGAGGAAAUGCAGAAAGGAGACUGGAUAAAAUGUUCCAGGGACUGCUUCUAUCGAGCUCUUUCCACCUACAAAUUCUGUUGUCCACUUGGGCGGCUCAUGUGCUUGUUCCUAGGUCUUGAUGAAAGUAACAUUCAAGAGAUGGUUGACAUGAUGGAAUGUUGUUUCAGCAUUCUUGGAGAUUCGGCCAGCAAUUGCGUUACUGUUAUCAGCGAAAGCAAACACGUGACAGAUGCCUUCAUCAAAGCUUCCAGGCUUCAAAGAGAACUCAGAGAUUGCUCCAUUACAGAUAUACCUUGGUCACUCUUGAGAGAAAUUGUCCGCGAUAUGGUCGGACCAACUAAAUUUGAGGAAAGAGGGGCUAAAACGGAGCUUCCUUUUUUUACUGGGUUGUUGAAAGAGGUGUUCAACAAGAUGAUUCAUUCGUGGGAUGAUCUUGAAGUCUAUGUUCCAAAUCCGCGGUUGCCGAGAUUGGUAGAGGACAUAGAGAAAGCCAGAAAUGCCUUUUACAAGGGUGCGCAAGCCAGUCAAACAAAUCUAUUUCACAACCAUUGCAUUGAAAGAACACUGGAAGAAGAAACGAUGCAGAAGAUUGAACAAGCUUUAAAGACAUUGUCAAAGCCCAGCAAAGACAUCAGCUCUCACGUCAUCACCGUUACCGUUACUUACGAGCCUGGAUCUGGAGCAACUACUCUUUGUCGCAGAAUCCUUUGGAAAAAACGUACGGAAUACCGUUGCGCUGUUGUUAAGGCAAUCACAACCAAUACAGAUUAUCAAAUCGAGCAACUCCAAGGAAUCACGUAUGACGAGAAAAACUUUAAAUUUGCCCCUCCAUGUCUGGUUCUUGUUGAUAACUUUCCUGAGAAUGAAACAAGACGACUAACUGAGAAAAUCACAAGAAGGCAGACUAAGUGUGUGAUUCUAUCCACAUUUCCAAUUGGAAAGUUGAGUGCAAACUCGCAUUUUGAUUUGACGUUGCGACAACUGGACAUUAAGGAGAUGAGUCUGGUUAAAGAUAUUUUGAUUAAUAUCACAAAAGAUAGCAAGCGAAGAAGGGGAGCAGAGGAGGUUCUUGAGAGGGAGAAACGAUUCAUUUGGUUCGGAUUGGAGCUGUUUGGACGCGAGUAUGACAAGAUUGAGGAAAGACUUCAGAACCACAUCAAGAGUACCCUUGACUUUUUGGAUGAUUCUCAAGAAAUUCAUGAGACGGUUCUUAAUUUCUGUUGCUUUCUUCAUUAUUACAGUGACGGCCGAGCCAUUCUCCCGCACCCUGUUGUCACCGACUUGCUCUAUGAAGCCAGUGACGAGAGUGAGGAAAAAUGCGCAUUAAUGCAGCACAUCCACAAAAUCUUUGGUGGACUUCUUCUCGAAGGGUUCGAUGAAACAAAUGGUUACUACGGAUGGAGACCAGCACAUUCUCUGGUCAGUGAAGCUGUCACAUCAAGAAUCAAUGUUGAAGAAACGGCAAUAGCUUUGAUGGAACAGAUUCAGAAAGGAAGAGCCUACGUCAACAAGUUUUUAAAGGAGCAAGUUUUUAAGGUGUUUUUAGAUCGAAAGCGAAUUUCAGAUCCAGUGUAUCUGGAGUACAGUGAAACGCAUGAUGAAAGCAUCGAUUCAGAUUUCGAAGACGACGUACUUGGCUUUUAUGAAGUGAAAACGCGCUAUUCUCCGCUGAUAUUAGAUAUACUGGAGGGAAACGAUGGCAUUCAAAGAGCCCUUCGGUUACUCAUUAAGAUCUGUCUAAUGGCUUCUGAAGUGGAGGAGAAGGCAUACGCUUGGCAGCAGCUGGCGCGAUUCAUGGGCUAUGAGAUGCGUGCGAAUGAGAUGGAAGCAAAAAAUGAGGAACAUUGCCGUCUUCAUACAACUAUGAUUGAAGAACGAGGAAUUAAGCUGCCUAUGCCUAAAAUAGGUAUCGAAGCAGCACACAUUGCCGUUGAUAUUGCCAUUAACCAACAGCCUAAGUACAGUCAUCACUAUGUGACCAAAGGAACUCUGUACCUUCUGCAGCUAAGGGAUUUCAAAUCAGAGGACGGGCCUACCCUUCCCGCCUCCAUGACUGAAGUGAUUGAUGUAUGUCGCAAAGCACUAGAAGUCUACGACAAGGCACUUAGUACUACUCAUGAGCUCAACUAUUAUUCAAUGAUAGGGAAAGUUCAAGCCAUUGUCUCGCUUCUUCAAAUAGUCAAAGGUUUGCCUUUCUUUCGCUUAGAUGGUGAAAGCAUUACAAAGUAUCUGAAGACAGCUGAUAUUCCAAGUGAACUGGAAGAGGUACUCACCCAGGAAGAACACAACUACAUAAAAGAUCUAAGUUCUACAACACUUGGUCUUCUUAAUGAAAUUUUCGGGGAUGUUAAGUUCCGACAUAUGACUACUUAUGGUGACAAUGCAAUCAGAGGUUUAAUUAAUGCCAAAUUGAGGGCCUUGAAAUUGCGAAGAACCUUUUAUGAAGUGACGGGUUUCGAUAGAAGCCAGUUGCGUGAUAUGGUAGUUACGACGUCUUCCCAACCGUUUACGAGGGAUGCCCAGGCUCUUUGCCAACAGUUUGUACAAGAUGUUCUUUUCAUAAACAAUGAGACCACGUACAGCACAUGGCUUAAUUUAAGCGAUGGAGAAGUUUCCCGUAUUUAUAACUCGCUUAAAGUGCUUUGCUCUCGUGGCUAUGGAAGUCAUGAUGACAUGCUUAUUUGUUGUAAGGCUUGUCUUCGUUUACAAGAGAAACCAUCCGUCGAAGAGCUGGACGAAAUUGUGACCAUGUGGGUGUCGAAAUUUCCGGAUUCAGAAUGGGCCCAUCUAUUUAACUACAUGAUUCAUUUCCCAAUUCCAGAUAAACGGCUCGCGUUCUUCAAUUAUUCUGCCAAAGAAUCAAUCAAGAAAUGCGACAAAAUCGUCCUGAAGAAGACAGGAAAAGGAUUCCGGAAAUCUGGUGCAGAAUACUUUCUUGGAAAGGGAACUGGAUUGUACGCCAUUGCAAACAGUCAACAGUUUCGAUCGCUUGAAAAGGGGGAAUCUAAAACCAACCUCUGGAGAAGUAGAGAGAUCUCAGAGAAGCUAGAACGAGUGUGCGGUCAAAAGGAUGUCAACUUCAACGGUGUUAUAACGUACCAAGGAAUUCAGCUACGUUUUGACGACAAACGUUACCCAAAGCAAAGUAAAGACGACUUGUGGUUCUACGUUGGCUUUUCCCUUUCUGGACCUUAUGCUUAUGACCCUGUUGACAAUGAUACUUACGCAGCCAUCUUAAGUCGUAAGGACAUCGAAACUUUCGAUUGGGAAUUCCCUCUGAUCGAUUACGCAAAUGGAAGGGACAACCUUACCGCAGCUGUACCAAGAAGAGAAAAACAAUAUGAGCCGAGGAAUACGAAAAGAGGACAAAAGGCAGUAGCAGCAAAUGCUGGGAAUUUUUCCGAUAUUUCCAUCAGCCCACUAUCAAAGGAAAAACAAUAUAUGAGCUCAUCAGUGCCAAAUUUGCUCAACACGCCAAUCAGUGGCUCCCCCGACGUUCCCAGAAAACCAGAAAAGUCUGCUGUUUCGUCCAGUUGUUUUAAUACCCACGCUAGGAGUGCCAUGUCAUCCUGGGUCAGUAUUGAAAACGUCUACCAACCAGGCACAUCGUCUCACCCUGUCUCGUAUGCUUCCGCUGUGCAGCAAGGGCGUUCACGACAGGAGGAACAAGUACCAAAAUCCCCAAGCCGACCACAGAGUGGCCCCUGGAACGUCUUUUCUGCACAAGGACGCAAAUGGAAGUCCAUUGAGGUUGCUCGUGGCACAGAAAGGUACAAGUUUACACCCAAGUAUGUUGACGAGGCAGGCAAGCUUCAUCAUGGAGCUUGGGUACUUGGCGCUAAAAAAUCAAAAGAGUGCGAAACUCAUACAUGUGGGGUUGCCGAUAUCAACAUCACAAAUCGUUGUCCUUUUGCUCAUUCUUGGAGGGGAGAUACCCUUCAGCAUGUUUGUUUAAAGUGCACACGCGCGAAUAAACCAAAUUGUAAAGAAAGGCGCCCUCAUGAGCCAUUUAUUUAUAACUUGGGACCUUACUGUACUGAGGACGGAAAAGUCUGGAGAGAAACGCGGGCAGAACAGCCAAAAUGA